Erigeron canadensis is the source of this 961-nucleotide messenger RNA. Its product is annotated as zinc finger A20 and AN1 domain-containing stress-associated protein 8. The transcript is spliced from 3 exons. The coding region runs from base 170 to 709 and encodes 179 amino acids. Gene Ontology annotation, molecular function: zinc ion binding; DNA binding. The record is from RefSeq and is a predicted model, not a curated record. Lineage: Eukaryota; Viridiplantae; Streptophyta; Magnoliopsida; Asterales; Asteraceae.
AUGAAAAAAUAAAAUCCAUCAAAAAGGAGACCAUCUUUUUGUUUAUUCAAUAAAAACACAUCUCUCUCUGGUUGUCAGGCGAUUUCCUGUUUAGCCCUAGGGGGUUGGAACUUGAAAGAAAACGCUGCUGAAAUUUUAUCUGCCUUCAGGAACAGGACGCGCCUGGACGAUGGAGAAAAACGAGACAGGGUGCCAAGCUGCUCCAGAAGCUCCUACCCUUUGCGUCAAUAAUUGCGGAUUUUUCGGCACCCCAGCAACUAUGAACAUGUGCUCAAAGUGUCACAAAGACAUAAUUAUGAAGGAAGAACAAGCAAAACUUGCUGCAUCUUCCAUCGAGAGCAUCGUCAAUGGAGGUACUCCAAAUAACAUCAACAAAGAGUCUGUUGUUGCCUCUCAAUCUCCCAUGGCACUCCCCAUCUCAGCAGGGUCAGAAGUGAUCCUAUUGACCCAACCAUCUUCUGCCACACAGGCUCAAGCUGAGAGCAGUGAGAAGCCAAAAGAGGGUCCGGCCGCGGGUCCCUCCAGAUGUACCACAUGCAGAAAAAGAGUCGGAUUAACGGGCUUCAAUUGUCGUUGUGGGCAUGUUUUCUGCUCGGUGCAUCGUUACUCUGAUAAGCAUGACUGCCAAUUUGACUACCGGGCCACUGCAAAAGAUGCUAUAGCCAAAGCGAACCCGGUGGUCAAAGCUGAAAAGCUUGACAAGAUAUGAAGCAGUCGAGAUAUGUUAUGGGUGAGUGUCUUAUUUGUCAUUGUCCUUGCUUUAGUUAUUGAUAUAUGGUUUGAUGGAAUGAUUUAUAGGGCAUGGCCGGCCUUGCAUACUGAAGUACUUAAGUGCAUCUUGUUUUAUCAUCUGAGUUUUAUGUCAGAGUGGUUAUUUUAUGCUUGUUUGAUGGACAAUUCUUGUGGUUUAUCUUGUAGUUUUUCUGACAUUUGUAUGUGGAUAGUCAAGUUUCAUUCCUGA